AUGCUUUUUAGUCCAUUUCAAAUUGCCAAUUAUGCAUUCUUCGCAACUUCUCUUUGUGAUCUCUUGUACAAUUUUGAAGAAUUUUGCUCAAUUCGUGAGAAAUUAUUUUCGAAAGAGUUUAUACCGCUACGAAAGGCAAUUGACAGUUUUCAUAACGUCGUCGUUUUGUCGUUAAAUAAGGUUCUGAUGAUCAAAGAAAAAGUCAAAAAAGAAUAUUCAUCAAAGAAAACCCCACAAGUACAAAUGCCCUUGCAGCGUUCGCCAAAUAAAUCAAAACUUCCAGCAACUUUUCGUCAAGUUCAGGAAACUUUGCGUAGUCCAGGAUAUUUACUGCCACAAAAACUUGAUGGUGUAAAGUUUUGUCCCAUUCAGAGAAGGCGUCAAGUAGUGUCAACACGCCUCGUAAGAAACGAUUCCGGAGUAGCAAAACGGAGUGCUCCGACUCAUGAAUCAGCAAAGAACAUAGAAGAUAGAAGAGUACAACAUUUGGCUCGCGGAAUAACUGAGAAAGUGAUGGACGAAAUAGUAAGCUACACAUCAUCAUGUCUAGCAAGACGGCGAUUUAAAACUUGAUC
This is a messenger RNA of Thelazia callipaeda (thelaziosis nematode), 575 nucleotides long. Lineage: Eukaryota; Metazoa; Nematoda; Chromadorea; Rhabditida; Thelaziidae. The record is from the annotation of a GenBank genome assembly.